AUGGUGCCCUCGUGGGUCAUUUCUUACCAUGGCACCGAUACUUCUUAUGGCUAUUUGAACAAGCUCUUCAAAACGAAUGUUCAUACGAGGGCUCUGUACCGUAGAUACUGGGACUGGACACAAGAUGCCGUUGACGAGGCCUCACUCUUAGGCUCGCCGAUUUUCGACCCUGAAUAUGGGUUUGGAGGCAACGGCGAUUACAUAGAGGACAUUAGUGGUUUUCCGGACGAAUGGGUAACAGACAUAGAUAUACCUGGCAGGUCAGGAGGCGCACCGACGGAGGGUCUCGCCCUUGGCGUUCUGGGGGUGUCAGUCCACGGUGGUGGACACCUAGGUAUCGGGGGCAUGCUUGGCGACAUGGCGAACACUUGGUCCUCGACGGUCGACCCGAUCUUCUGGGUUCAUCAUUGUGCCAUCGAUCGUCUAUGGGAUAUCUGGCAGCGAAAAGACUGGGAAUCCAGGAGAUCGGAUAUAGGGGGUCCUGAUACACAGUGGGCAUACCCGUACAACUAUUUUGGCGAAAAGCCUUAUACGAACGUCACCCUGGACUUCGCAAUGAAUUUUGGCGACAUAGGAGGGAUGGUGAAUAUUCGCGAAGUUAUGGACGUACAGGAUAGCCCAUUCUGUCUUGAAUACUCGUAA
Messenger RNA from Daldinia childiae, 642 nucleotides. RefSeq lists its product as uncharacterized. The transcript has 9 exons. The record is from RefSeq and is a predicted model, not a curated record. Gene Ontology annotation, molecular function: oxidoreductase activity. NCBI's taxonomy places the organism in Eukaryota, Fungi, Ascomycota, Sordariomycetes, Xylariales, Hypoxylaceae. Bases 1 to 642 code for a protein of 213 amino acids.